Molecule: messenger RNA, 885 nt
Organism: Hibiscus syriacus
Lineage: Eukaryota; Viridiplantae; Streptophyta; Magnoliopsida; Malvales; Malvaceae
Product: leucine-rich repeat extensin-like protein 1
Exons: 1
Coding region: 1-885 (294 amino acids)
Biological process (GO): defense response
Source: RefSeq, a predicted model, not a curated record
AUGGCCGCUUCCUAUCGACCGCCUCCAGCGUCAGCACUAGAUCUCAAUCUCACCGUUGUCUCCGCCAAGCAUCUAAAAAACGUCAACUGGCGAAACGGCGAUCUCAAACCCUACGCUGUCUUUUGGGUCGAUCCAGACCGCCGUCUGUCUACCCGCUCGGAUGAUUCCGGAUCAACCCAACCGGUAUGGAACGAGCGGUUCACCCUUCCUCUUACCGUCUCUCUCCAAGACACCGUUUUAACCCUCGAGAUUUUCCACUCCGAGCCAUCGGAAACCCCGAAGCCGUUAGUCGGCACUCUCCGGCUCGAACUCAAAGAAUUAUCCAAACCGGAUGACCGUUUGAAGAUUCGGACCUUUUCUCUCCUCCGACCCUCGGGUCGUCCGCAAGGCAAGAUUCGGGUGAAACUCGGGAUCCGCGAACGUCCCCUUCCUCCACCGCCUGAUUACCAUUAUGCCCCUUCCAGCUAUUAUUACACAAAUACCCCUCCACCACCCCAUCCGCCAAGAUACCCUGCUUCGCCCUACGUGUCUCUUCCGCAAACGCCGCCGUACUCCUCCAUCGCGGAUGCUUAUCCUCCUAAUUUCUCCAGCCACUACUAUCCAUCUCCGCUGCCGCCUAUGCCUCCGCGUCCUUUCUUGGAGCGAUCUUACAGCUACGGCGGUCCAUCAGCUCCGUUAGAUUACUCUCCGAAUGAUUAUAGACCUAGAGGAGUCUCUAGGCUCGGGACUGGAUUAGCUGUUGGAGCGGCUGCGGCGUCUUUAGGUGGCCUGACGUUAGAAGGAGGAGUGAGAUUCGAAGAAGAAAAGAUUGGUCAAAGAGUGGAGCACGACGUGUCAUCAAGGGGGAGGGAUGAUUAUAGUGAUUAUCGUCAUCCGGAUUAUUGA